Patella vulgata (common limpet) is the source of this 2357-nucleotide messenger RNA. RefSeq names its product xaa-Pro aminopeptidase 3. The record is from RefSeq and is a predicted model, not a curated record. The transcript has 7 exons. The coding region runs from base 250 to 1764 and encodes 504 amino acids. Gene Ontology annotation, cellular component: mitochondrion. NCBI's taxonomy places the organism in Eukaryota, Metazoa, Mollusca, Gastropoda, Patellidae. Gene Ontology annotation, molecular function: manganese ion binding; metalloaminopeptidase activity.
UGAUUUAUGUUGCAGUCGUGUGCUGCAUCUGAAACUGUGAUUUUAAAUAAGAGCUGUGAUAAUAAACCAAAUUCCGCAAAUUGAAAAAUAAAUUGUGAUUGUGAAUGAUGUAAACGAUGCAAUGGACCAAGAAAAGAUAACUCUAAGACUCUUUCCAAUUUUCCAAGGCCCAUGUCCAUAAAACUGAGAGGACAGUAAAACAGACAACUAAAUUUCGAUAUCUGUAAAUUGAAGGCAAAAAACUUUAAAAUGAAGUUUACUUGUAGCCUGACAAGAACUACACUUUCUCUCUCUAAAUUUUACUGCCAACAUUUAAAGCUACUUAACAUGAAGAAAACAUGGCCAAAUAUUUUGAUUUGUCGUCAUUUUGGUCAACCGGUCGCCCAAACGCAUCCGCAUUUGAUAAAUGACGGAGAAGUUACCCCAGGGUUGACAAAAUCAGAAUUUCUGUCCCGUAGAAUAAGGCUUGUAGAGAAAGCAAGAAGGACGUUUAAAGGAGUUAAAACCGUCAAGGAUCAUAUACUGAUAAUCCCAGGAGCUUCGAAAGUUUUUAUGACAAACGAUAUACCAUACCCUUUUAGACAAAAUACAGAUUUUCUUUAUUUAUGUGGUUUUCAAGAGCCUGAUAGUGUGCUAGUUUUAAAAACUGGAAAUGAAACCAGUGAAAGAAAUCACACGUCCUGCUUGUUUGUGCCUGAGAAAGAUCCUGAAAAGGAAUUAUGGGAUGGACUACGAUCGGGUACAGGAGGCGCAUUAGAACUCACAGGCGUUGACCUGACGUAUGAUAUCAAGCUAUUUGAAGAAUUUUUAAACAAUUUUUGUAAAUUAAAUUCUGGAUUUGUUUUGUGGUAUAAUUUUCUGCGUCCAGUUAACCCAAAGAUUCAUAAUUCCGUUACUCAGGGAAUGAUGUUGGAAUCAAAAUAUAAAUGUAUGGAAGACCCAACACGCCUUUGUCAACAAUUGAGAGUGAUAAAAUCUCCAGCAGAAAUAGAAUUAAUGACGCAAUCUGUGGAAACGGCAUCUCAGGCUUUUAUUGAUGUUAUGAAGUUCUCCUCCCCAGAGGUAAAUGAAUCAGCUUUAUAUGCUAAAAUGGAUUAUGAGUGUCGGAUCAGAGAGGCUGAAUUUUUAGCUUACCCACCUGUUGUUGCUGGAGGUCAAAGGGCAAAUAUUAUUCAUUAUAUCAACAACAAUCAGCAGAUUAAAGGUGGUGAAAUGGUGCUAAUGGAUGCUGGCUGUGAAUAUCAUGGAUAUACUAGUGAUAUUACUAGAACAUGGCCAGUCUCAGGAAAGUUUAGUCCAGCCCAGGAGAAGUUAUAUAAUGGUGUCCUGUCAGUUCAAGUAGCCUGUAUAAACUUGUGUACCGUUCAGUUCUCUUUAGAUCAAGUUUAUCAUGCUAUGUUAACUUUCAUUGGUCAGCAGUUACAGCUGCUAGGAUUGGUUGAACCUAAUCUCCAAACAUCUAAAUUAAUGCAGAAAGUUAAAGAGUUUUGUCCCCACCAUGUGAGUCAUUAUUUAGGAAUGGAUGUUCAUGAUACCGGUGAAAUAUCUCGUAGUAUCAAUCUUCAACCGGGUAUGAUAGUCACAGUCGAACCAGGAAUAUAUAUAAAAGAAUCUGACACAUCAGUACCAGAGGAGUUUCGGGGUAUUGGUAUACGUAUAGAAGAUGAUGUGUUGAUAACAGAGACUAAACCUAUAGUCUUGUCGUCCAGUUGUCCAAAGACAGUAGAAGAUAUUGAAUCUGUUAUGACAUCAUCAUUUGGAUGAUCAUUGUAUUAUUUAAACCCAGAUCAGCUAAUUGUGUGAUAAUGACAAUAAUGAAAAUAAACGUUUAUAUUUUCUUAACAUUUUUGCUUCUUGCUCUGUUCUUAUAAUUUGAAAAACAAAUGCAGCUACGUUUAGAAUUUUUCAUGAAACAUCAAUCAAAGUAAAGGAUUUCCACAACUACGGAAAAAAUGAUUCUGUGUUGAUACAUGAAUAUGGUAUUUAUUUGUACAAGUUUCUGGGUUUCAGUUUGUCUUAGUUUGUGCACAUAUGAUGAUAUUUUACUGGAUAAUCAACUACCUAAAAAACCCAACUGCCAGUUAUGCAUGGGCAAUGGAACCUUAGGUAAAGUCAAGACUGAGUUGCACCCCUUUUCGAAAUAAAUCCCAUAAAAAGUCAUAUGAUUUGUUAACAAAAAAAGUUAAUUUACUAUAUUUAGAAUUGUAUCAUAUUAUUGAUAAACCUGUGUUUUUGUUAUUGACAAGAGGAUACUUGUUGAAAUGUUAUAUACUAAUAAUGAUGCUAGUGAUUGUUAUCCAUAAAGUUGUGUUUGUUUUGUUUUAGUGUUUUUUUAUCACUAAAUGCCUUACACACAG